This is a messenger RNA of Exophiala mesophila, 3145 nucleotides long. RefSeq lists its product as uncharacterized. The transcript is spliced from 2 exons. Bases 486 to 1451 code for a protein of 321 amino acids. The record is from RefSeq and is a predicted model, not a curated record. Lineage: Eukaryota; Fungi; Ascomycota; Eurotiomycetes; Chaetothyriales; Herpotrichiellaceae.
CGACAUACAACAGUCAUCCCAUCAGCAGCGCUCUAACUCUGAGUGUUCAUCGGCAUCGUGGGUACGAAACAGUCUUCUCUUUUCCAACACCUGUACGACUGUCAGAAUGCUGGCAGACUCUUUGAUGAAUUGGCACCAUCAUUGACCCUGCUGAAAGACUCAUCUCCCACAUCGAACAACCAUUGUAUGGGCUACAUCAAAGUGACCAUCCCUGUGUAGUUGGGCCGAGGCGGAGAUCGUCUUACUUUCCUGCUCUUGGAUGUCCAAAUUUGGACUCACUUCUCCCAGUCCUAAUAUCGCCAUGAGUGGUUCAUCUGAUCCAUCUGAUUACCAAGGAAGUGCAUAGACCUUGAAUUGUCGCCCUCAUCACACUCCUUGGCUGGUUUUAAAUCCCACGGACACCUCGAGACUUACUUCGUCUGCUGUCGCAUGACCAGACAAUAUCACCUCGUCGUUUGUUGGUCAUUAGAGCAAAUACAUUGGCAAUGUCAUGGUUUCCCUUUCUCAGCUCGCAGACUGCCUCCACCACCUCGAAUUCCUCCCUGACCACCGAAGAGCAACAGAUGCCUGAUCUCGACAAUUCUGCCAUUCAAGAGUACAACUUUGACGAUAUUGCUGAUAAGUUUGACGAUUUCCAGAAAGAGCUUCAAAAAGCCGAUGCCAGACUUUCCCAGCACCAGGCCGACAUUCAAGAACUUAACGAAGCUCUAAGAUCCAAGUCUCGAGAUCUCGCAUCUCGAGAAAAGACGCUACUAAAAGUGACCAAGGAAAAUGAACGCCUGAGCGCUGAUCUGAAGAAGGAACGAAGGCAAUAUUCCGAAUCUCAAAGCCGACUGAAAGCUCAGCACGCAAGUGCUCUCGCAAGGGAAAAGGGACUGUGUGCACAGCUACAGGAAGUAUACAAAACCCAGACUGAAUCGCUCAAUAACCUGGAGGCGAGAUACGUCAAUGCAAAAUUUGACCUUGAAUACCUCAAAUGUGUCGCUGAACCAAGGGCCCAAGCGCCAACUCUCUCGGGGCGUCACAGUGAGAUUCUAUUGCCGCCGCAACCCUUUGUGGUGGUGUUGGUGGACGGCGAUGCGUACGAUUGGGCACCGGAGAUCUUUGCUCACGCCUUUGAUUCCAAAGGGGCCCCGGUCGUUGCACGCAAUAUCGCCGAGCAUCAAACCCCAGGCUCAAUCGCGGCAAGCCGCAUCAGACAGCAGGUUCUGGCAUACAUUCUCGAAACCAAAGGCCAGAUCCCGGGUUCGUCCAAAAUCAUUACUCGAGUCUUCUGCAACAUGAAUGGCUAUGAAUCCCAUCUCAAUCUACCGGCUAAAAGGAUGAACCGAAGUCCGCGGACAUUUGCCCUGGACUUUACCCAGAAAAUGCCACUGUUUGAUUACUUCGAUGCUGGUAGGGGAAAGGAGCGAGUGGACGACAAGAUCCGAGGUGAGUUCAUGCCGCUAUGAAAUUUCUUGCAAGUAUUUAGAGACGAGGCAUGUCUCUCCUCGCUGCUCGCCCACGCGGCCAAUUUUUAAUAGUGUUCCUCGCGUAUCGCACUUGAAAGUACCAUGCCCGCUCAGUGAAGAGACUAAUGCUCAUGCAGAAAACUUCAAUCUCUAUCUAUCGACGCCGAAUUGCGCAGCCAUCUUUGUUGCUGCGUGUCUCGAUAAUGGUUUCGCUCGAAUGCUGGAGCCAUAUACUGGGCAUGAGCCUGCCUACGAAAAGAUUAUUCUCGUCUCGCCGGGUCACAUGGCGCUUGAGAUGUUCAAGCUCGAUUUCAAAUCGGUGACCUGGCCCAGCGUCUUUGCCCCACCAGACGUUCGCCCAGAGGUUCUGCAAAGGCAUAGGCAAGAGGUUUCGAGACGGAAAGCUGCGGCCACACAAGUCACUAGAGAUGAAGACAAUAAACCACUAUUGGCAAAUCAACAAGCUGGCCAGGCAGUCUUAAGGAGUCUACCAGCCCCGCUUGCGGACUGGAAGGGACCGGUCCACAACUUGAUUGCUGCCUUUACUGCCGGUCGAGGUCUAUCCGCUGCAGGCAAGGCGGAGUCGAGUUCAGAGUGGAUACGAGAUGGGGCAGAUGAGUUGAAGGCUGCAGUUGAUUGAUGUUCAUGCAAAAUAACGAUGUUAUUGUCUCGGAGAAGACAAUGGGACGGUCGAAAUACGACGGGUACCUACGAGCACUCCCAAUCAAAGUAGCGGUUCGAGAUAGAAUCCACGCGGCAGAGAUCGAGUUUACAGCAAGGUCGCACAAGUCACUUGACGAGAAAUGAACUGCUGAGCACGCGGCCAAUUAGGUGAAGGUAAUAGGUCCUUCGAAUGGCUCUUUCUGUACAGCGAGCCGGGAUCAUUGGUCUACGAAUGGCUCCAUUCAGCCUUUUUCUUCUCCGCGAAGGCCUUCAUGCCGAUCUUUUGGUCCUGGCUUCCAAACAAACUGUGGAAAAUGCGUCUCUCGUACUCGACGCCCUCCCUGAUUCCCAAGUCCUGGGACUUGUUGACAACCUCUUUGGCAGCGAUCACUGCGACGCGUGAAUAGCUGGCGAUUUUGGCGGCAGUAUCAAUUGCUCCUUGGAGCACCUCCUGGUGUCCACCGUCAAAUGCUUUGGCCACUAGGCCAUGCUUUUCCGCAUCUUCACCGGAGAAGUUGUUGCCCGUCAGAAUAAGCUCCAUAGCUUUUGAUUUUCCAAUAGCCGCUGUGAGCCUUUGGGAGCCUCCUGCACCAGGAAUCGUGCCGAGUUUGAUUUCGGGCUGACCAAAGUUGGCCGUUUUGGUACUGUAGACAAUGUCGCACAUCAUGGCAAGCUCGCAACCACCGCCUAGAGCAUGUCCGGAGACGGCAGCGAUGACAGGCUUGCGCAGCGUGGUCAGAUAAGACCAUGGGGCUAUGAAGUUGUUGACAUAGGCAUCGGAGAAAGUUAAAGGGGCCAUUUCCUUGAUGUCAGCACCCGCUAAGAAACAGAGUUGUCAGUAUCAUGAACGAACAUGAACAAGGUGUUUCAACAUGAGCAUACCGGCGAAAGCUCGUUCGCUCCCGGUCAAGACGAUGGCACCAAUUUCCUUAUCUUCUUCAAACUUUUUAAGCGCAUCAUUCAACUCGACGAACAAGGCACUUGAGAGGGCAUUGAGAGCCUUUGGUCGGUUUAGGGUGACUGCGAGUGAC